ACUGGGCCAAAUUUAACCACGGGAGGAGGGGCAGGCCGGACAUGGCUGAGAGUUUGUCCAGUAGUGUGUUGUGGUCAGUGGAAGAACCUCAUUUGGGUGGGUCGUCCUGGAUCUUGCCUGCCUGAGCUGUUCGGUGUGGACCUGACGCUGUGGCUGGUCGGAGUCGCUUUUCCUGUCCAUUCAAGGGCAUUACUGAGAGGCUACGAAUAUCACGCUUGUUCCGAGGCCCGUCAAGGCAGCGUUCGGCCUCAUGGACCCCCGAAGACUCAUAGGAGUUCAAUACAAGGGAUGUAGAAGGUGACAAGUCCCAGCUCUGUGCUCACAUAGACGAUGGGGGACUGGAACCUUCUAGGAAAGCUCCUGGAAAAUGCCCAGGAGCACUCCACCGUGGUGGGCAAGGUGUGGCUCACGGUACUGUUCAUUUUCCGCAUCCUGAUCCUGAGCGCCGCCACAGAGAAGGUGUGGGGCGAUGAGCAGUCGGGCUUCACCUGCGACACCAAGCAGCCCGGUUGCGAGAACGUGUGCUACGACAUCACUUUCCCUAUCUCCCACGUUCGCUUCUGGGUGCUCCAGAUCAUCUUUGUGUCCACGCCUACGCUGAUCUACCUGGGCCACAUCCUGCAUCUGGUGCGCAUGGAGGAGAAGCAACAGGAGAAACAGAAGACUCAAGCACAUCCACCACACAAGCUGACCCUCGUUGUGAAUGCCCACAAGCACAAAAAAGCCCUAAUGAGAGACGAGAAAGGACAUGUGCGCCUGCAGGGGGAACUCUUGCGCACCUAUGUCUUUAAUGUCAUUUUUAAGACCCUCUUUGAGGUGGGCUUCAUUGUGGCCCAGUACCUGUUGUACGGCUUUGAGCUGAAGCCCAUGUACACCUGCGACAGGCCGCCUUGUCCCAACGCGGUCAACUGCUACAUCUCCCGUCCCACCGAGAAAACCAUCUUUAUCAUAUUCAUGCUGGGUGUGGCCAGUGUUUCCCUCUUCCUCAACCUCAUUGAGAUCUAUCACCUGGGCUUCACCAAGUGCCGCCAGGGCAUUACCUUUAGGAGAAGGAACCAGUCACCCCAGACCGUCUCCAAGGGACACAGUGACACCGAAGUGCCGUUUGGGCCUACAUAUGAAGACUACUUCCAAGAGCAUCGUCCUCCCAGCUACAACCUCUCACCUCUGUCUGAGGGCGCCAACUCGUCCUUUCACCCUUGUAACAGCAAGGCGGCCUACAAACAGAAUAAGGACAACUUGGCGGUGGAAAGGAGCAGCAGCAACCCAGAGGAAUGUGACCUGAAAGGGAAGAAGCGUGAGGGAUCUGCCCCGGGGUCACCCACGCAGAGCAGGCAAGGCCGCAGUGCCAAGCACAGCAACAACAAGACGAGAAUAGAUGAUCUGAAGAUAUGAGACAUGUUGCUCUUUCUGAGUGGUCUUACAUUGGGGUGAAGGGACGGAAUGCUGUUUGGAAACUUAUGUAUUCGUGGUACAGUUUUGACUCAUUCCAAAUAAGACUCUCAAGGUCCGCAAAAGUGGUUUUGUGAAACAUUGAUUUCAUAAUAGAUGCAGGAAAUGACACACGGUCCACUUGUUGAGGCAACGCAGUACAGUGUAACCUCCAAAGUUGCACACACUUCAUUCCGUAAAGCUGCUUUUUGUCGUUACUCUAACUUCAAAAUAACUUCUUCAUAGGAAUUAAUUCCACCAACAUAUUUUUUGUUUGAACUAUUACAACUGAUUCAUUUUCACAUCCUUAACUGAGCUAUCUAAAAGUAAAUUUAAACUAAUUUAAGUAAACGUUAAUGGGGGUAGGUUGAUUGAAUGCUCUAAAUUGUACGUAGGUGUGAUUGCAAAUGGUUGUUUGUUUAUAUGUGCCCUGCGAUUGGCUGGCGACCGGUUCGGGGUGUAAACCGCCUCUCGCCUGAGGAUAGCUGGGAUGGGCUCCAGCACGCCCGCGACCCUGGUGAGGAGAAGCGGUACGGAAAAUGGAUGGAUGAAUUUAACGGGGUGGCACGGUGGUCGAUUGGUUAGCGACCACUGAUCUACUUAAAGUGAAGGCAGCAUUUAAGCAUUCCCGCUCCACUUUUUAAUCAAAGUCAGCAAAGGCCCAAUUCUCAUAUUUCUCUGAAAGAUUAUGCUGAGAGAUUCUCCUGUUGAGUAGGGUGUGCAGUGAGUGAUUUUUCUUCAGUUAGUGAGUUGGGCCAAGCCACAAACUCUGCGAUUGUGACAAAAGAUAAUUUGGAAAAAGCGCUUCGCUUUUAAAGGUAUAUAGUAAAUAGAGGAGUAACUGGUUGUGUUAAGUGUUUGUAUAACGUGUCCUCUAAAUCAGUGGUUCCCAAACCUUUUUUCACCAAGUACCACCUAAAAUAAUGCUUAGUUCUCCCAGUAACACCAGGCAGAGGUUUUAUUCUUAAAAGGUAUACAGUAUUUAAUAUUAUUGAAAGGCAUUGUAACAUUAUAUUGUACAAUCUUAACACUGCACUUAAAUUAUGAUUCAAACGGCACAUAAAAGUUAAGAAAAAAAUUGUAGAUGCCAAUAUCUUGUAAUAAUAGAUUCCAGUGUCUUGUACUUAAAGUGAAUACAACUGAACUGUACUCAACAAAUGAACUGUACUGGAUUAAAACAAAGUUGAACCCACUGUAACACUGUGCCCAGUUUGAACAUUUAAUUUUGGGAUUAUUUCACUUACCACGAGAGGGAGUCUACGUACUAAUCGUGGUACGUGACUCACACUUUGACAAAUCAUUUACCAGAAGAAAAAUACCAAGAAGAAUUGGCAACUGCAAUACAGUUACCAGAUGAGCUAACAGUUGUCUUGUCUUAUUCAAUUUCUUCUACUACUACUCUUUCUUCUUCCUUGUAUCGUCUAUCAGUGUGGAUACCCUGUGGCACUGUGGUGCCUCUCACAGGUUAGUCUACUACAACAGACAUGGUUAUAUGCGAAUAGUCGUUAACAAGUUUGUUCUCAUGUCCCACCUAUGCACUUUACUAGAAUGAGUUGACAUUUAACAAUGUAUAUUUUCUCAUCAUGGAAAUAAUGGUAAUAGAAAGAAUCUGUUCCGGGGUCACACUGAAAUGAUUUCCAGAAGAUGUUUUGAGUAACCUUUUACACAAGGUAAAACUAAGUAAUUUGUCAAUAGUAAAACAUGAAAACAAUCAAGGCACCCUUUAAAGUGAUUGUUGCGGUGAUGAGCAUAUAGAAAGAGAUUACUACUUGUGCUUGGGAGGUAUGUCUCUUCACGUAAAGAACUCAUUUUCUGGUGUACAUUCCAAUCUUGUCCGAUGUUAUUACAGCCGCUUCUGCAAUAUUGUACUAAACUGCCAGGAAAAAGAUGUGUAUACAGCUUUCUUAUAUGUCAAUAAUUUCCAUUUCUUAUUCUAUGGUCAUCACCAUGUUUCUUCUCCCUUUCAGUGGGGGUGUCACAAAAAUCCACUUGCUAAUGCCUUUUUUUUUUGGUGACAAACAAGACCACUGGACCGCUGAUAGUUUCAGUGUCUUUCAUCAGUCUUCUCACCCCCGCAAACUGCAAACAUAUUGUGCUGUGUUUGUAUACUCACACAUGAAUGUAUUGAGCUCAUCCAGGAAAUCAUGUUGGUGCCUCUGGUAUUUAAAAAAAACAAAAACAAAUAACUUGUAAAUGAGUUAACAACAUAGCAUGUUCAUGACGACAAAGCCUCCUGCCUGGUGUGAUAAUAAUAUUCCUGUUAACACUUGAUGUGAAGGGAAGAGGAAAUGCGUGUUUGUUCUAAUAUAAAUGUAUUAAAAACAAACAACAGAUCAUUAGAUUUCAGACGUCUUGGUGUAUGCACAUUUUUUCCUGUUUCACCAAGCGCUUGUUCAAUAAGAAACACAUUUCUCAAAAUAUGCGAAAGUCAAACCAGGAAAAAACAUGAUGUGGGAGCAUGAUCUGUAACUUAUGGCUUCAUAAAUUUACAUUAUGGUUUUAAAUUUCAUAAUACCAUUAUACAAAUGGAAACAACAUAUAUGGGUUAUGAUGGGUCAAAAUGUACAGGAUGACAUACAACAUCUUAAAAUGUGACACAGUGGUCAUCCUCAAGCCGGCGCCCUCAACGUUAGGUACACUUGCUUGAGCUAAUGAAACUCACCAAAAGAAAUAACUCUCUCUAUAUAUAUAUAUAUAUAUAUAUAUAUUGGUGCCUUGAGAUGUGAGUUUAAUCUGUUCCAUGACCACACUGGUAACUCAAAUCACUCGCAUCUGAAAUCAUAUUUACCCAUUGAAAUGACUGGAAAUUCCAUGGAUCUAUUCCAGCCUCACCCAAACAAAUAACAAAAUGAUUUAGAUUUUUUAAAUGAGAAAAAUAGCACUCUAAAAUAUUGUACUUUAUAAAAACAUCCAAUAAUGACAGGAUUGGAUACAAUUUUAUAUAAUAAAACAGUUUCUGGUGGCACGGUGUAGACUGGUUAGUGCAUCUGCCUCACAGUUCUGAGGACUGGGGUUCAAAUCCCGGCCCCGCCUGUGUGGAGUUUGCAUAUUCUCCCCAUGCCUGGGUGGGUUUUCUCUGGGUACUCCGGUGUCUUCCCACAUCCCAAAAACAUGCAUGGUAGGUUAAUUGAAGACUCUAGAUUGUCCGUAGGUAUGAACGUGAGUGCGAAUGGUUGUUUGUUUAAAUGUGUUUUGGGAUUGGCUGGCCACCAGUUCAGUGUGUACGCCGCCUCUCGCCCGCAGUUAGCUGGGACAUACUCCAGCACACCCGUGACCCUAGAGAGGAUAAGCGGUGUAGAAAAUGGAUGGAUCGAAAACAGUUUCUGUCACAUUUUGCAUUAAUAGAUUGGCCAUUGUGCUGCUGUCCGCCUUGGCCACCUGGGGACAGUAUAAGUACUGUACUUAGAAGUCUGUACAAUAUAGGUGCCUCAGAUCAUCUCAGCUCCUUGCAGAUGAUAAGGAAUAUAUGAAUGUGAGUACUGUUAUAUUGAAUGUCUAAAUGUGAAGCUGUUUGUGUAAAUAUCUGUUACUUAACGGGAUAUAUGUGUUUCCCAUUAUGUGUUAGCAGUAGCAUUAAGCUAGCGGACUAAAGGCUAAGCUACAAUAUGUCUUUGCUUUAAAUACUUUAAUUCUCCUAAUUUUAUGUUUAGUUUGGCAGUAAACCUCAACUGGAAAUGAAGUUACACAGCUUGAAGCCUCUUGAAGAAUUGUUCACUAUUUGCCAAAUUGUGAAGUGAGUUGAGUUGGGGUCACGACCACUUUACAGCGCUCGUAUCUCAUGAGUCAAAGGAAAGAAUUGGGCGAAUGAAAGCUUGUAUCUCGAAAAACUGUCGGGUCACUCGUAUCUCAAGUCGCCACAUUGUACCUUUGCAAUGAUACUGCAAAGAUAACUGUCUUCAGUUUUAACUCACACCAUGAGGGAUUAAUUUAACAAUAUGUUUAUUAUCAUGGUUGAAGUGUUAGGGCAGCUUGAUUACGCUGUGGUUAGCACAUCUGCUUCACAGUUCGAAGAGUUGGGGUUCAAAUCUUGGCUCUGGCCUUUCUGUGUGGAGUUUGUACAGUAUGUACUCCCCGUGCUUGUGUGGGUUUCUCCAGGUCCGAGAGCCUCCAUCCAUCCAUCCAUUUUCCACACCACUUAUCCUCACUAGGGUCACAGGUAUGCUGGAGCCCAUCCCAGCUAACUGAACUGGUUGCCAGCCAAUCACAGGGCACAAAUAAACAACCAACCAUGUGGACUCACAUUCAUAUCUACGGACAAUUUAGAGUCAUCAAUUAACCUACCGAGCAUGUUUUUGGGAUGUGGGAGGAAACCAGAGUACCUGGAGAAAACCCACGCAGGCACAGGGAGACCAUGCAAACUUCACACAGGCGAGGCCGGAUUUGAACCCGGGUGACCAGGUCAGGAUGACCCUCGCCUCCCUCCCAAAGUCAGCUCGAAUGGGCUCCAGUUCACUGCAACUCUAGUGAUUUCAAUGUGGCGUAGAAAAUGGAUUGAUGAUGAUAAUUUGCAGUGGUGAAAAACUAGAACUGUAUUGCAUCAUACAUGUGUUUCCAAUACCUGCAUGUUGUUUUUGUAUGGCAGUUUGGUUUCAAAUACUACCUUAAAUACUGUAAGCUAAACAAAAUAUUAGAAACAUCGCCAAGUAUGAUGUACUAACUGAUGUACUCCAUUAUUGUUGUUAUAUUGCCUUUGUAGUGGCAGAGCUUCUGAUACAGCGCUUGUAUUGGAUGUUAUAUUAAAAGGGUGGUGUACCUAAUGUUGUGGGCAGUAAAUAUAUAGUCCUAUGUGUGUACAAGAGCUAUUUUAGUCUCUUCUUUUCAAGACAUCUUCAUUUUGUUCUGCUUCUGGUGCAGCUACUUAAACCUCUGGGGAAUAUGUCACCAAGUUGAAUCUGACUUUCCUCACUAAAAACAAAACCUUUUUACUUUUCAGACCCCCUCUGUGCUAAUAAUGCCCUUAAACACGAGUGAGAAAUGUUUUAAUGUGAAUUAAUCAUCAGUGCAGUGUUAACUAAAAAUGUGCCCAUGGGGGACACCCCAUUGAUUCUGUUCUAAAUGCCAGACCUCAAAGAAACACCUGGAGAGAAUUUCAU
Molecule: messenger RNA, 6524 nt
Organism: Phyllopteryx taeniolatus (common seadragon)
Lineage: Eukaryota; Metazoa; Chordata; Actinopteri; Syngnathiformes; Syngnathidae
Gene: gja2
Product: gap junction protein, alpha 2
Exons: 2
Coding region: 331-1395 (354 amino acids)
Biological process (GO): cell communication
Cellular component (GO): connexin complex
Source: RefSeq, a predicted model, not a curated record